This is a messenger RNA of Nyctereutes procyonoides (raccoon dog), 9816 nucleotides long. RefSeq names its product solute carrier family 16 member 10 (gene SLC16A10). Gene Ontology annotation, molecular function: monocarboxylic acid transmembrane transporter activity. Bases 91 to 1641 code for a protein of 516 amino acids. The transcript is spliced from 6 exons. Lineage: Eukaryota; Metazoa; Chordata; Mammalia; Carnivora; Canidae. Gene Ontology annotation, biological process: transmembrane transport. The record is from RefSeq and is a predicted model, not a curated record.
GCCCGCGCCCCGGCCUCCCCGGCCUCCCCGGCCUCCCCGGGAACUCGCCGCCGCCGCGCUCCCCUGGCGCCCGGGGGCCCGCCCGGGGCCAUGGUGCCCUUCCCCGAGGAGCCCGCCGCCGCGCGGGGCACGAGCGAGGCGCAGCCGCCGGGCCCCGCCACCCCGGGGGGCGCCGCUCCGCUGCCCUGCCCGGGGCCCGCGGACCGCCCCGAGGCGGCGGGGGAGAGGGUGGAGGUGGAGCUGGCGGGGCCGGCGGGCGCGGAGCCCCCGCAGCCUCCCGAGGGCGGCUGGGGCUGGCUGGUGAUGCUGGCCGCCAUGUGGUGCAACGGGUCGGUGUUCGGCAUCCAGAACGCCUGCGGGGUGCUCUUCGUGGCCAUGCUCAAGACCUUCGUGACCAAGGACGACGACAAGAUGGUCUUCAAGACAGCAUGGGUAAGUUCUCUGUCCAUGGGGAUGAUUUUCUUUUGCUGCCCAAUAGCCAGUGUCUUCACAGACAUGUUUGGAUGUCGGAAGACAGCUGUUGUGGGUGCUGCUGUUGGAUUCAUUGGACUCAUGUCCAGUUCUUUUGUAAGCUCCAUCGAGCCUCUGUACCUGACCUAUGGCAUCAUAUUUGCCUGUGGCUGCUCCUUUGCAUACCAGCCUUCGCUGGUCAUUUUGGGACAUUAUUUUAAGAAGCGCCUUGGACUGGUGAAUGGCAUUGUCACUGCCGGCAGCAGCAUCUUCACAAUUUUGCUGCCUUUCCUUUUAAGGUUCCUGACUGACAAUGUGAGCUUCUUCUACACACUGAGGGUCCUCUGCAUCUUCAUGUUUGUUCUGUUUCUGGCUAGCUUUACUUACCGACCUCUUGCUCCAAAUGCCAAAGAUAAAGAGAGUGGAACAAAAGGAAGCAACAGAUUCUCCCUCUUUUCCAGGAGGAAGUUUAGUCCUCCAAAAAAGUUUUUCAAUUUUGCCAUCUUCAAGGUGACAGCUUAUGCAGUUUGGGCAGUUGGAAUACCACUUGCACUUUUUGGAUAUUUUGUGCCUUAUGUUCACUUGAUGAAACACGUGAAUGAAAGAUUUCAAGAUGGAAAAAAUAAAGAAGUGAUUCUCAUGUGCAUUGGCAUCACUUCAGGAGUCGGACGGCUGCUCUUUGGCCGGAUUGCAGAUUAUGUGCCUGGUGUGAAGAAGGUCUACCUUCAGGUACUCUCCUUUCUCUUCAUUGGUCUGAUGUCCAUGAUGAUUCCCCUGUGUAGGGUCUUUGGGGCCCUCAUUGCUGUCUGUCUCAUCAUGGGUCUCUUCGAUGGAUGCUUCAUUUCCAUUAUGGCCCCCAUUGCCUUUGAAUUAGUUGGUGCCCAGGAUGUUUCUCAAGCAAUUGGAUUUCUACUUGGAUUCAUGUCUAUACCCAUGACAGUCGGACCACCUAUUGCAGGGUUACUUCGUGACAAGCUGGGCUCCUAUGAUGUGGCAUUUUACCUCGCUGGAGUCCCUCCCCUGAUUGGGGGCGCUGUCCUUUGUCUUAUCCCCUGGAUCCACGGGAAGAAGCAGAGAGAGCUUGAUAAAACCACUGGAGGAGAAAAGAUGGAGAAAAUGUUGGAGAACCAGAACUCUCUGCUGUCAAGCUCAUCUGGAAUCUUUAAGAAGGAAUCUGACUCUGUUAUUUAAUGUCUUAUAUACCUCCACCGGACUGGACUUGCUUUCGGAAAUUUAAGCAAGUUUUCCUUUUAUAUGAAUUGCAAAUUUCUUAUUUUUUUAAUUACAUCCUAAGAAUAGCACAAUAAUUGGGAACUAGGACCCUUAUUACUACAAGAACCAUUUUCUGCCACUGAAUAGCUGGCUGGCUGAUAUUUCCGUGAGUGUGGGGGCAGAGACGCUGGUGUAUGAAAACUUACGUCAGAAAGUCAAAUGUUGUGAGAAUUGAAGCGAUCUCAGUAAAAAGCAACUUUGGAAACUGUGAAUGCUAAUAAGCUUGUACAAAUAUUUUAAAAUACCUCAAGCUAUAAUGAAAGGGUUGCAAUUUGGUUAGGACUGGAAAUACUGUUUGUUGUCUCCUAUGAGGUUUUAAAUCCUGGUGUCUCUAAUUUCUUCUGUUUGAAAACUUUUUACAAAAUCUAAGCCUGCAUUCUAGACCAUGUCAGAUCUGCCUAAGCCUCAAGUCUCUGUUAAAGUUGCUUGCCUGCUGUUAAAUAAGACAUGAGAUUAAGUUAUUCUGACUUGCUCCAGUGUCAGGGGAACUGCUUGGAGCAGAUGGUAACGCUGUGUUCAGAUUCAGUGACGUGGAAAGGCCACUGUGCAGGAGGGCAGAGCAACUCAGAAGUCAGACGUUUCUUCCACUUAACGUUUGUUCUCUUUCGUUUUGUAGUGUGUUUUACUCAAGUAGCCAGAAACCUCCCAGAUUUCUGAACUUUUGUUUAAAGUGUAACAAUAAAUAGAAUGAAUGAAAGAUUCUGGCAAUUUUAACGUAGAAUUUUUCUGACUUUGGGAUUUGUUAGCAGUAGGACUUGACAUUUCAACAGAGGCUUAGGGAGCAUGGUAUCAAGUUGCGGUUUCAGGUACAAGGGGGGGGUAUCUUUCUAUUCGUGCAGAAAAUAUUUCUGACAGAAACAACUGCUCAAAUUGGUUUAAUAGGUCUUGAAAGGUUAAAAGCCCUUAUAAAGAGAAACAACUUCUGUAUUUCCAAAGCUUUCUGGCAAAAAUUUGUGCUCCUUGGUAUUUAUCCAAGCAUGCUCUCCGUGAAUAUUCCCAGUAUUUUUUCCAUUUAUAUGAAGACACUUGUAUGUAAGCUAUUCAAGUUUCAAAGACCUAAAAUUAAAACCGAAGUUAUACCAUGACCUAAACUCAUCUAUAAAAAAUAGGAACACUUUCCUCAUCCUGAAAUUAUACUUUAGUACAUGUUUCUUAUUUGUCUUUGAAAGUUAGUAAUAUGCGAAGUAUAUUUAAAUCUUAAGUAUAAAUGUGUACUGGAGCUUCCUCAAAUGUAGCUUGUUCACCUGGGAAGAAUGCGGUCUCUUUCUAAAACACCUCCAGGAUCCAUCUGUUUCGAACUUCUCUGGAAGGACAAACUUACCUCUUAUCUCCCUUCUUUUCCUUUCAGCUUCUGUCCUUUCUUCAUCUUUAGCUGAGGAUAUAGAAACCGGAAGAGCAUAUGGAUUUGCAGUUGUUGAUGGGGACACAUGGAGGGAACUGAGGCGGUUAAUUUAAUUAAACAGAAAACCCAAAACUUCAAAGUAGGAAUGCUUAAAUAUGGAAUUUAUUUUUAAUUGGAUUUAAAACGACUUUUGAUUGUGAAGACAUUCAGCAGUUUACUAUGACAUACACAUGGUUGCACCUUUCAGUACUUCUAUAUUUUCAUAUUUAGGAAACUUGGGCAAUUUGUUUUCUUGGAAGGUUCUAUUGCUUAAAAAAACAGCUAUAUUUUGACAAUACUGCCCUUUCAUAUUCAUAUUUUUACUUUGAACUUUUAGAAAGUGACUUAGAGGAGCACCUGGGUGGCUCAGUCAGUUAAGUGACCAACUGUCGAUUUCAGCUCAGGUCCUGAUCUCAGGGUCACGAGUUCAAGCCCCACAUCAGGCUCCACGCUGGGCAUGGAGCCUGCUUGAGUUUCUCUCCCUCUCCCUCUGUCCGACCUUCUCCAUCCCAACCCCAUAGGCACAUGCUUUCUAAAAAAAAAAAAAAAAAAAAAAAAAAAAAAAAAAGAAAAGAAAGCAAAAACCCCCACAACUUAGAAAUGAUAUUGUGUUCUUCAUUUAUUCAUACCCAGUUAUAUAAAACAUUAUUUCCUAUUAUCAGUGCUGUUGAGAGCAGCAAAAACUUACAACUAAGACCAAUCAACCCUGCCAUUAUAAGUUGUUUUUUUUUUUUUUUUUUUUAGAGUUUCAUCACAGACUCCUAAGACUUGUCCUCACCCCUGCCAAUUUUACAGAAAGAAUUCUAAACAAGAAUAUUUAUUCUGUAAAGACCUCCAAAAUGUUUUCCCUUUCAAAUUUUGGCUGAUUUUAGACAGGAAAAAAAAAGUAAUAAUCUGAAACUCAAAGACUUGAUCUUACUUGAUUAGGUUCCAUAAUAAAAGAGCAAAAUGGGGCACCUGGUGGCUCAAUUGGUUAAGCCCAGACUCUUAAUCUCAACUCAGGUGUUGAUCUCAGGGUCCUGAGAUUGAGCCCCAUGUUGGGCUCUAUGCUGGGCGUGGACCCUACUUUUUUUUUUUUAAAGGCAAAGUAGCUGAAGUAUUUAUAGUAAAAGAUUUCAGAAUAUUGUGUUUGUGUACAAUAUUACAUGCAAGCAGUUUCCAGUCUGAUGCAACGAAUUAAGCAGGUUCUAUGACACUGAAAAAGCUCCACUAUCAUAGCCUGUUAUGGAGCGUGAGUUCUGAGCUGUCAAAAUAAAAAUUUAAAAAGCAUAAAAAAGAUGCUAAUUUCUAUAAAAUGUAUAUUUCAUAACAUGUUUGGUACAGAAAGUCCUAAAGGUCAAGUUUUUAAAGUUCUACAAACUUAGAAAAUGAAAAAUACAAAUAUUCAUAAGGAGUCGUGUUUUAGACCAAGAAACAUUACCUUAAUCUUUCAAAGUAAAUCCUUUUUCUGAAUCCUGAUUUCUGAACAGAGUGUUAUUGCAAUAAAGUGACCUGGUGGGCCUAAAUUUUUUUGUUCAAUCUAGACAUUUUAUUGAGAGGGAAAGAGCAGAGUCAGAACCCUGCUUUCUAUCUCAUCAUCCUAAUUCUGGUAACACUCAGCAAAUUCUCUAAUUCAAAAGCUUCUAGCAUUUGAGGCCAACAAGGUAAGAAAGGGAGCAAUUAUUACUCUUUACGGAGACUGAAUUAGAUACCAUUGUAACAGAUACCCAUGGAUAUUCCAGAAACAUUUUAAAUUUUAUUGCAGUAGAUACUGUUGGGAAUCCAUCCAUUUCAGUAAUAAUAAACCACCCAGAUUGAUACUUUAUUCAAAAUUUAUAAGUUUUUUUGAUCACAGGUGCAAACCUUAGUCUCCAGUCCUACUAAGAGAUUGUAAUGUCCACUUAAGAUUGCAUAGUGCUUGCAUGAAGCUUCAAAGGCUCUUCAUAAUCAGAAACAGGACUUCAUCUGUACGUCCCGAGCCCCAGAAUCUGUUUCCACCUGUGUGCAGAAGCUCCCGUGGGCUCUGCCCAAGUAUGGAGAAAACCUUAGCUCUGUCAGCUUCAGCUUUCUCCACGUUUACGCUUAGCUGUAAACUCAGGUUUGUUUUUAACUUCUGGUAAUUCUAAUCCUUUUAGCUGCACUGAAGAAUAUUUUAAUUUGUACUUUUGUUAUUUAUAAACCGCAGAGGACUUGCAUUGGCAGUGAUCAGGGGCGUGGGUGCACCGAGGGGUCCUCCUUCCCACCCUUUCUUGCUUGUCUGCUUGCUCUUCCUGUUCUCUUUCUCCUUAUCAUUCUUUUUCUCUUUACUUCCUCCUAUCCUUCAAAAACCUGAGGAGUCCAUUAACCUUGCCUAGUUCCGCUGGCUGCCUGGCUGCCCUAAUAACUGGUCCCUGUGGCUUCAGAGGAUGGAAUCCCAUCCAGUUCACGUAACCUGGUGAAUGGCUUGCUUUCAGCCUUCAACGUAGAGUUCUGUUGGUCCACGUUGAAAAAAUUAGUUACGUGAUAAAAAUCUGGGGAGGAAGUAAUAUGCUUCAUACAAUUGGCAUCUUUUGUGCUAACAUGUAAGAGUUUAUUUAAACAUUUAAGGUCGCACUUUCAGAGAAGAGAAGCUGUCAAGUUCUUAAUAUGUGUAUUUUAAGAGGGCAUAUUUUUUUACUUUGAUUUUCAUAUUCCAUUCAAGUUUUGCUAAAUGUUGAUCCUGAGAGCACAUUGUGGAGGAUGCUUUGGAAAAUAGUGGGCCCCUCAGCUGCGGUUCCUAAUGAAUCUGCCUUAGGCCCUGUUAAACGCUUUAUAGUAAAUGGUGUUAAGAGUGAAUUCCCAGAGUCUAGAGAUACAAGUGGAAAGGACACGUUCAUUAGCUCCAGUUUCAAAUUAUGUAAACAAUUUAAGUUUUAAACUCCUUAGGAAACUUCUAACACUGAAAACUUCAUUGUCGCUGGCAUAAACACGGAGGAGCAAUUUUUGCAUUAGAAUGAAAAUUGUUGCUUUUUUUCAAAUGUGUGAAAAGGAGAAGGAAGUGAAAUGUUCUUGUUUUACAUUUACAUUCUUUAAUUUGAAAGACAAGUGUUGUCUUGGCUGGUAGAAAAAUGUAUCAUCAUCAUAGUUUAACUCUUAAAAACAAAGUUUUUGCCUUGUUACUAAAAGAGAAGAACAGGUUUGCCAUUUGUAAUGGUGAUGUGGAAAUGUGGAGUAAGAACACAGGAGAGAGGGAAGGCUUGACAAUCAUUAAUUCUGCUCAUAUUACACUCACUGAUUUUUGGUGAUACUUAGGUAUAAAGGAGACAAAAAGACCAUUUCGAGCUGAGUUUGAGAAUGGUUUGUGGGGCAAAGAAUAACCAGGUGGGGAGCAACAGGAGACCGCUCAUGGGCUCAUUAUAAUUUCAGUCAUAGCCCUUUGUAUCGGUUUAUUUGUGGGCAGACACUAAUGCUUUGUUUUAUAAACACCCUAUGGAGUGAUAGGUUACAACCCCAAAAAUAAAGGGCCAAAUGGCCAUAGCAAAUGGGAAACCCGCAUACAACUUAACCACAAUUACUGAACUUACAUAAAUGUGGACUUAAUCAGAUGACUCCUUCUGAGACAGUAAAGACCCACAAAACGAUUCAUUGCCACGUCUUUGAAUCACUCAAAGAAACCUUGAAACUUAAGAUCUAGUUUUCUUAGCUUGUCCUUUUUAAAAUGGUCAUAUUUUAAAUAAUAAACAUUAAUCAUCUUGACCUCUAUACAUUCAAGGAAAUUUCCCAUGGUACUGUUUUCUUGACAUACAUAGGAGGCUACCUCAUUUAUGAAACAGAAGAUUUCAAUUUCUUUUCAGUGUGUUAGAAAGACAUUGGGAAUGAAGUAAAACCUCUCUAAAUAACUUGAUCCCGACAGUCCACCUACCUCAGCUUUCAGUGUCCCACUAAAAGCCCAGCUUAAUCAAUUCUUGCUUAAUCAGAAGGGAGCUAGUGGUGACUGAGAUUAAAAGGCAAGGGAGUGCAAGUGGUAAAGGGGCCACAGUAUCAGUAAAAUUUCUUAAGGGCUUUGUUCUAAUAAGUGGACAUAAGAGGAACAAAAAAGGAAUAUCUUCUAAUGUGGCCUGUGGAUAAUCUGAAAUAGGAAAACUCAAGAAAUUUAUAAUAUAUAGUAAUGAAAACUUAGGAAAAUGCUUCACUGGUGGCUUUUUAUACUAUACUGGCAGCUUGAUGACGAAGUUUUGUUUUCAUUUGUGUUUUCUUUGGCAGGAAAACGGAUAAUCACUGACAACAGACUAUGCGCUUGUGCCUUAACCUUACCGCUUACAUGUUAAACUCCUGCAGGAGGCACCCCUUUCCUAGUGGAACAGGGCCCGUGGCAAUGAUCUUUCCUCUCACUGGAGUUUUAAAAAAUGCUGUCGUUGAGUGUGGCAAUGGUGUAGGAGUUAACCCACAAGUUCCCAAUCUAUCAAAGAUGUUUCUAGCCUUUCAGUGUGAGUGCUGUAGAGUAUUUUGGAGUUGAAUGUCACUAACCAUGUGUGUGUGGUGGGAACUAUCAGUAUAAAAUAACUAUUGGAAAUCUGAUUAAAUCUGUGAUACUAUUCUGGAGCCUCUGACGUAUGACUUUUAUUCUUUAACAAAUAAUACUUUUUAGUAUCUGUCCAUUAUUAGAAGAGCCAAUUUGUUAAAUAUUUUAAAUAUUUUUCUCUUAUGAUCUUCCCUAACUGUAGUCUCAUAAUUUAGUCUCUACUGGAAUAGUAUUUCAGGGACUGAGGGUUUCUUGAGUGCUAUUUUUUGACCCCAUUGCAAUGAGCAGACUUUAUAGUUGGUGCCUUUUUUUCGUACCAAAGAAAAAUUAGAUCAAAAUUGGUGCUAAAUUUCACGUUCCUUUUAAAAUGAUUUUUUUCUUUUUAAAUUUAUAUAUAUCACAACAGGAAAUGUAUAGAUCCAGCAGUAUUAUGCAUGUUGUAUUCUGUAUAUACAUUUAAGGACAAAAACCUCACCUAUAAAAAGCAAUGGAAUUCCCAAAUCUGCUUAGAGGUAUAUAGUUUUUGUUAACACGUAAGACUUUAAAGUAUAAACCUGAUAAGAAAAUGAUCACUAAAUGAAAACUUAGUAAUGAAUAUACCCCCUAAGGUAGUAACUUUAAGGAAAAAGUCCCAUACAAUGUUAUAUCUCAAAAAAUAAAAAUAAAAAGUCCCUUGUCAAUGUUUCUAGCACAAAGUUAGCUAUUUAAAGUAUUCUGUAACUCUGAGGGUGUACAGAAAAAGUUUUAUGUAUAUUUUAUUGUAUAUAUAUUUACAUAUGUACAAAAUAGCUUUCUAAUGAACUUUAGGUAUUUUAAGCUAUUUUUUCAGGCUAAAAGUAGAGGGGAGUCAUCAGUCUUAAAACUUGGAUAAUGAGCUACAUUAAAAAAAAAUAUUCUCACUGGAAGUAUCAUUGUUCACCUUUCAGAUUUAGCAUAAAACCUUAAGUCAGUAAGGGCUACAUCUAGGUUAACGUCCGCGAUCUCAGACCUACGAUUUUUUAAAGGGUUCUCAGCAUCAUGGUUGUAGCCGACUGACACCCAACUAAAAUUCCACAUGGACCUCUGAGUCUUCGUGUCUUAUAAGUAGGAUUCUGGUGAAGUGAGGACAACAGGUUUUUAUUUAAUCCUGCUGAUUUUUAUAGACUGUCUUACUCUAUGAGGAUUUUACAAAUAUAAAUCAGGAAAAUGAUACACUGUAGGAAAUGAGGAAAACCAUACAUUUAGAAUCUACUAGAGUAUACUGGAUUCUCUGAAAUAAUAACUCCUUCUGCUCACAUGAGUUCUAUGUGGAAAGGAGAAUGGGGGCUUGUUAAUCAGAAGUUACUGCACAGUGAGAUUAAAUAUCCCUUUACUAACUUUUUUUUUUUUUUUCCCUUUACUAACUUUUGAUGUGACUUAAUUUAGGUGGUUUGAGAGCUGGAAGAUUGCAAAGGCACUGUUCAGUGCUUGGUAACUUUUUAUUUUCUCAAUUUGUUCUCCUAUCAGUUUAUUUUAGCCUGAAAAUUAUAGCUACAGCACAGAACCCUGCAGUAUUAAGAGAGAGCUUGGAUUUUUUAAGUAUAUCCUCAUAUAAUAUGACAUUUUUCACGUCAACUUAUUUUCAUGUUUAUCUGAAAAGUAAAUUCUAAAUUAUUUGCAUAUUUUCCAAGUUAGAAAAACAUGCUAUAUCGUAGACAUCAAAACCAAGUUAUUCCAAGUGCACGCUGUAGACUGCAGUGAGGCUCUGCUUCUCUGCCUACACAGGAUGCCAUUUUUGGCACAAUAGUUGUUUAAAUAUAGAUCACUGUGUGAAAUGAUUAUGCUGGAUUUGAUCAGUAUGCAGUAUUUUAGUACUUGCCUUUAAAAAAUGAUUUUUUCUUUUUAAAGAGUAUAAUUUAUGAUUGAUUUUUUAUAAUGUGCAAUUUCAUAUAGGUAACCAAAACCUUUUUAAUGGGAAGAGCUUUGUAAUCAUUUAGAGAACAAAAUCAUUUUACUGUAGAACAAUGUGAUAUCCUCAGUAAAUACAAUAAAAAAAUUUUAGCAAAUUUCUGUGAGGCUUUGUGAUUAUGGAAUUCCCUGGGGAGAUGAGGGAAGGAAAAGUUACUGAAGGAAACCAGCUGUGUGGAAUAAAAGAAAAAUAAGCUGUGUGCUUUUUAAGCUGCAUGCAUGUAUUUAUUCCAAGUGUGUUUGGGUGUCAUUACCAUUCUCUCUCCUGGGCAAGUGAUGGGGAUAGAAAUGAUCCCAAAGCACUGGAGAGUCCAAAAAGGAUUUCUGA